Zea mays is the source of this 2077-nucleotide messenger RNA. RefSeq names its product S-type anion channel SLAH2. Gene Ontology annotation, molecular function: voltage-gated monoatomic anion channel activity. Gene Ontology annotation, biological process: transmembrane transport; intracellular monoatomic ion homeostasis. Lineage: Eukaryota; Viridiplantae; Streptophyta; Magnoliopsida; Poales; Poaceae. The coding region runs from base 91 to 1893 and encodes 600 amino acids. The transcript has 3 exons. Gene Ontology annotation, cellular component: membrane. The record is from RefSeq and is a predicted model, not a curated record.
ACAUAGAAGUAGAACAGGCCAAGGCAUGCAAAAGAAAAGAGAGAUAGAAUAGAAGGCCGCUUGCCACCUCAACUGCUAGCUGUGGCUGGUAUGGAGGCGAACAGCAGCAAGUCCGGCGGUCUGCCACCGAGAAACGCUGACGUCUCCAACCCCAAGCCACCGACCCACCCUCCCGUCCCUCCGCAGCGGCUCAGGGAGACGGUGGUCCUCCCGCCGCUGGAGACGCAGUUCCACCACCCUCCAGGCUCUGGCUUCCGCACCGUGCAACAAACCGUGUCAAUGAGCCUGCCGGCGUCCCCGGGCAGCUUCGGCACCGCUACACCCACUGCCGCCGUGACAACCGACUCCGCCGACCUCCGGCGGCAGGCCAUGGCCAACGCGUCGCGCAUGGCGCCGCACCGCCUGGCCGCGCACGGCGCGGGGAGCAGCAGCGUCCGGUUCACGCCGCAGGAGAAGGAGGAGGCCAUGAUGUUCCGGUCGCAGCCCAUCCCCGGUGGCCCACCACCGGCGCGGCUCGCGAGCCGGGCUGCUGGUGGUGGACACGGCGGCCGCAGGGCCAUGAACUGGGAUAGGCGCUACGACUCGUUCAAGACGUGGUCCGGAAAGCUGGAGCGCCAGAUCAACCAUCUGGCCGGCGCCGGCGCCGAGGGAUCUGGUGACGACGGCGAUCUGGACAGUGAUGUCAUCGGCAGCCACCGUACUUGCGCCACGUCGGUGCCAGAGGUGGAUCGCUUCUACGCCGCGUUGGAAGGCCCCGAGCUGGACCAACUCAAGCCGUCGGAGGACCUGGUGCUGCCUGCGGACCGGACGUGGCCGUUCCUGCUGCGGUUCCCGGUGUCGGCGUUCGGCAUCUGCAUGGGCGUGAGCAGCCAGGCCAUCCUGUGGAAGGUGAUGGCGCUGUCGGUACCGACCACGUUCCUGCACGUGACGGCCAAGGCCAACCUCGCGCUCUGGUGCAUCUCGGUGGCGCUGACGUGCGCCGUCACCGCCGUGUACGCGUGCAAGGCCGCCCUCUUCUUCGAGGCGGUGCGGCGCGAGUACUACCACCCGAUCCGCGUCAACUUCUUCUUCGCGCCCUGGAUCACCUGCCUCUGCCUGGCCAUCGGGGCGCCGCGCGCGGUGGCGCCCAGCACCGCGGCGCUGCCGCGCUGGCUCUGGUACCUUCUCAUGGCGCCACUGCUCUGCCUGGGGCUCAAGAUCUACGGCCAGUGGAUGUCCGGCGGGCAGCGCCGGCUGUCCAAGGUGGCCAACCCAUCCAACCACCUGUCCGUGCUGGGGAACUUCGUGGGCGCGCAGCUCGGCGCCACCAUGGGGUUACGCGAGGGCCCCGUCUUCUUCUUCGCCGUCGGGCUGGCGCACUACGUCGUGCUGUUCGUCACCCUGUACCAGCGGCUGCCGACCAACGAGACGCUGCCCAAGGAGCUCCACCCGGUGUUCUUCCUGUUCGUGGCGGCGCCCAGCGUGUCGUCCGUGGCCUGGGCCGAGAUCUCCGGCGGCGAGUUCGGCCACGUCUCGCGGGUCGCCUUCUUCGUCGCCAUGUUCCUGUACGCGUCGCUCGCCGUGCGGGUCAACUUCUUCAGGGGGUUCAGGUUCUCACUGGCGUGGUGGGCCUACACGUCGCCAAUGGCUGGCGCGGCCGUCGCGGCCAUCCGGUACUCCACCGUGGUGGACAACGCCUUCACCAAGGCGCUGUGCGUGGCGCUGUCUGCGGUGGCCACGCUCACCGUGGCGGCGCUGUUCGCGACAACCAUGGUGCACGCUUUCGUGCUCAAGAACUUGUUCCCCAAUGACAUUGCCAUUGCCAUCACGGAGCGAAAGGUGAAGCCCAUCAUGGAGUUGCAGGAGAGCGACGGAAACCAUAUAGAGGCCACCGAUGAUGCAACAGAACCAUGAUUCCAUGCACAAGGAGAUCGGAAGUUAAUUACAACCAACUGUCAUGUACUACUACUUUUUUUUAAUAUUACAUAGUACAAUGCGCACGCAUGUAUAUUCACCCUACAAGAGUACAGACGCAUGCACACAAACACUCUACUUCUAUGAGGAACUCCAUCAAUUUGGCCAAGUCCUUUUACACUUU